UGCAAGGACAAGGCUAAACCUCCAAGAAAAACAAAAUGCCGAUCCCCCAGAUCGGCUGGCAGCUCCUCCCUCAGGUCCAGAUGCCCCAACAAUGGCAGCAGCUCCUCCUCGGCCUCAGCCUCCUGCUGCCUGUCCUGGUUCUGAUAGUGAGGAGCAGGAAAGGGCUCAAGCUGCCGCCGGGACCGGCGCGGCUGCCGGUGCUAGGCAACCUGCACCAGCUGGGCUCGCUUCCGCACCGGAGCCUGCGGGAGCUGGCGCGGCGGCACGGUCCCGUGAUGCUGCUGCGCCUGGGCGCCACGCACAUGCUGGUGGUGUCGUCGGCGUCGGCGGCGCGUGAGGUGCUCAAGGAGCACGACGCCGACUGCUGCAGCCGGCCGGCGUGCCCCGGGCCGAAGCGGCUGUCGUACGGGUUCAAGAACAUGGCGUUCGCCCCCUACGGCGAGCACUGGCGCGAGAUGCGCAAGAUCUUCAUCGUGGAGCUCCUCAGCAUGCGCCGCGUCAAGGCCGCGUGGGGGGCGCGCCAGGAGCAGGUGGACAAGCUCAUGGCCGCCCUCGCCCCCAACGAGCCGGUGGCGCUCGGCGAGCACAUCUUCGCAUUCACCGACGGCAUCAUCGGCACGGUGGCGCUGGGGAACGUCUACGGCGCCGACAUGCUGGCGCGCAAGAAGCACUUCCAGCACGUGCUCGACGAGGCCAUGGACAUGCUCGCCACCUUCUCGGCCGAGGACUUCUUCCCCAACGCCGCCGGCCGCCUCGUCGACCGUCUUACCGGUCUCGUCGCCCGCCGUGACCAGCUCUUCAGCAGCCUCGACGAUUUCUUCGAGACGGUCAUCGAGCAGCACCUGGACCCGGCGAGGCCCAAGCCGGAGAACGGCGGCGACCUGGUCGACGUCCUCAUCGACCUCUGGAAGCAGGAGCACCGUGGUUUCACCAAGGACCACGUCAAGGCCAUCAUCAUGGACACUUUCGUGGGUGGCAUCGACACGAGCUCGGUGACGAUCCUGUGGGCGAUGUCGGAGCUGAUUCGGAACCCGCGGGUGAUGAAGAAGGCGCAGGAGGAGAUCAGGGCGGCGGUGGGGGAGCCGCGCGCCCGGGUGCAGCCGGACGACCUGCCCAAGCUCAACUACCUCAAAAUGGUCCUCAAGGAGACCCUGAGGCUCUACCCGCCGGCGACGCUGCUGCUGCCGCGCGAGACGAUGCGGCACGUCAAGAUCGGCGGCUACGACGUGCCGGCGACGACCAGGGUCGCCGUCAACGCGUGGGCCCUCGGUAGGGACCCGGCGAGCUGGGGCGAGGACGCCGACGAGUUCAACCCGGACAGGUUCGAGGCCGGGGCGAGGCACGGCGAGGUGGACCUCCACGGCGCGCACUUCGAGCUGGUGCCGUUCGGCGCCGGGCGGCGGAUCUGCCCGGGCAUGGCAAUGGCGCUGAUGAACGUGGAGUUCGCGCUGGCCAACCUGCUGUGCGGCUUCGACUGGGCGCUGCCGGAGGGGACCAAGGCGGAGGACCUGUGCAUGGAGGAGGCCGGCGGGCUCACCUUCCACCGCAAGACGCCGCUCGUGCUUGUGCCCACCCCGUACGUGCCGCCGUCCGCCGCUUAAUUAAUUCUGCGUCAACUCCGGCACCUGCGUGAUCGUAAGUUCUAAACCGGCCAAUCAGUUUGUCGCUGGCCAGGUUUGUCCGUAGGCCGAAUAUCUAUAUUCCUGCGACGGCUCAGUUUCAGCAGAAAUUUGUCGCUUUAUCCUGCUGCAAGUACUUUGUUUCUUUGUUUGUACUCCCUCCGUUUUCACAAUGUAGCGCCUAUAAAUUUUUAUAAAAAUCAAACAUUACAAAUUUUGACCAUGUUUAUAGAAAAAAGUAGGUACAUCUAAAAUAUCAAAUGUACAUCUUUGAAUACAUCGUGAAUUAUAUUUUCAGAAUGUACAUAUUUGGUAUUGUAGAUGUAGACAAUUUUUUCUAUACACUUGGUCAAAGUUGGCAAAGUUUGACUUUCAUAAAAAUCUGUAAGCACUACAUUAUGGAAUGGAGGGAGUAUUUGUACCUGUCUCGACCUCUGGGGCAAAAUGUAUUGAUGGAAUAAAAUUGGCAGCUAUGUUAUCUGGCCUA
Messenger RNA from Triticum aestivum (bread wheat), 2106 nucleotides. RefSeq names its product 4-hydroxyphenylacetaldehyde oxime monooxygenase. The coding region runs from base 36 to 1601 and encodes 521 amino acids. The transcript has 2 exons. Lineage: Eukaryota; Viridiplantae; Streptophyta; Magnoliopsida; Poales; Poaceae. The record is from RefSeq and is a predicted model, not a curated record. Gene Ontology annotation, molecular function: iron ion binding; oxidoreductase activity, acting on paired donors, with incorporation or reduction of molecular oxygen; monooxygenase activity.